Phaeoacremonium minimum UCRPA7 is the source of this 1092-nucleotide messenger RNA. RefSeq lists its product as hypothetical. The transcript has 3 exons. Lineage: Eukaryota; Fungi; Ascomycota; Sordariomycetes; Togniniales; Togniniaceae. The coding region runs from base 1 to 1092 and encodes 363 amino acids. The record is from RefSeq and is a predicted model, not a curated record.
AUGGCACGAACGAAACAGGUCCCCUCUGCACGCGCACCCGAGCCUGUCGAGGAAGCUCCAGCAGUAAGCUCCACCGCUCUUGACGAGAAGACGAUCAUCAAGGCGGAUGACGUCGAGAGAUCGCCAGCUGCUGCUGGUGCUACCGCAAGCACAUCGGAACAGCGGACUUCGAAGCUCCCCUUACCCCUGCAAUUCCCCCUGGUCGCCAUUCUCAGCUUCUCGAUAUCGUCGCUAGGCUAUUCAUUCCUAAAUGAGUACUCAAAGGGCGAGCUCGCAACCAUAGCGCGAUCAUUGCAGUCUUCGCAGGAGGUCGCUCUUCUAGCAUCAUGGAGAUUACUCGAGCUCGCCUUGGGCUGGUUUGGGAAAUAUGAUAGCUAUGACCUGGCCGCUUUGAAUGUUUUAUCUCAUGGGCCUCCGUUCUUUCUCAUGACUGCAUUUUACGGCAUCCGACCAGGUACAGCCGCAGCAUGUCUGGGAGUCGAUGUUCUCUCAAGCUUCCUGCCGUUCCUCCUCCUGCGGCCUCUUUCCGGAGCCCAUGCCGGCUCGCCCACCGUCGCGAACAGGGAGAUUAUUGUGGACCGGUCCAUCCAGGCGUACACCACGCUCCUCGCCGGCGCCAUCUACAGCGUCGUCCUCUUCUUCUCCUACCAGACCUACCUACCCAAGGCGCUGGUUCUCUACUUCGACGGCAUCCCCAGCAUCGAGCCGGCGUACGCCUCCGCGUCCGUGCUCAACUCCGCCCCGGCCGCGUCCCUGGCGCUUCUAAUUGGGCUGGCUGCGCGCACCUUCAUCUUCACACCCUACGAGGCGACGGGGCACACUGCGCAGGACGAUGAGGUCGCACAGUUCGAUCCGGCGAGCGCGACGCUGGCGGAGACGCUGUACUGGAACCUUUGGGGCUACACGGCUCAGACCAAGGUCGCUAUCACGAGGACGGCGGUCGCGAUGGCUCUUACGGGGGUCAAUACGUAUUUGAAUUGCCUUUUGAGUAUUAAUGGAAUCGAGUCGACUGGUGCCGCUCUGUAUGCGUCGGUGUGGGUACUUGCUGCUUUUCUCACGGGCGUUGGCUUAGGAGUCGUUGGUCGGGAAUAA